AGCGCAACACUUGGAAGGUUCCGCGAUAAAGCGCAUUGAUUUGCAUGAUUGAUGUGCGCUGUUAGGUUCAAUGAGUGGGUUGAAACCAACGAUUACUGUAUCUGUCGUUCAUCACUGCCUUAAUGACAGCGAUACCCUGCUGUGUUCUGCAGAACAUUAAAACUAGCAGAGGAGACGGAGAGACUGUGCCGAAUGAUUUUCUUCAGAAUUAGCCACUGUUUUAGUUAAUCGACCAAGGUCAACAACUCUUUGGAAGUUAAUCUUUUGAAACUUAAUUUGAUAUUUAUCCGUGGGUUAUAAUUUAAUUAACUAGAGCUGUAGGACGACCUUUCCUCCUAACAUCUUUAUUAAGAAACAUCUUUCCACAAGAAGUAGAGAUGGCAGCCGGUCUGGAAAAAGCUUGGCACAGGUGCAUUUCUAAGAUUGCCAGCAACGCUUACCUGAUAUUUGGACUUCUUGCCUUCCUAGCCUGGCCCCUCACUAUGGCUUUUGUAGGAAUGAAGUAUUUGGAAUACUGUCCUAUUCAGCCACUGAUUCCCUUGUAUUUGCUGGUCGGAGGAAUUAUUGGAAGUUUAAAGGUGACGUUUCUGCUCUAUGACUCCGCAAAGAUGAGGUCACUUCUUUCCAAGUCAGUUGUCAUAGACGAUGACGAUGAUGACGAGUAUCCGUGGCGACAGAAUGCCCACAAAUACUACAUCCACGUCACCCUCAGCCUGUUCCUCUUCAUCUGGUUCAUUCUGGGAAAUUACUGGGUGUUCUCUGUCUAUAAACCUAACUUCAUCCGUCCGUUCCACCAGCCCCAGGAUUACUGUGAUAAAACCGUGUACAUCUUUGCUGUCUGUGUUCUUGUCAUGAGUCACACGGUGCUCGCUCUCCUCCUUCUGUGCACCUGCUGCCUUUACUGCUUCUCAAAACUGACAUCCACUGCAGAGUAUGACUGAAAAAAAUAUAAGGAUGUGAAUACCAAACUAUUGUAGGUUCUUGUGGUGAUAAGAAACAAAGAUACCAGAGAAGCAGUAGUGGAAAUGCUGGCAUGUUAGGUCAUUUUUGUACGUCCUUGAGAUCUAUAAUGGCAGACAUGUCAAGAGUCACACCCAACUUUUUUGCUGUCAAUUUUAGUACACCUAAAAGAAGUAGUCCCAAAACUUGAUCUUAUUUAUUUGUUUAAAGCUCACUUAUUUGGAUGGUCUGACCUUUGCAUCUUAAUGAAGGUCUGACCAUAGGUUGCGGCCCUUGUUAUAUGCCUACUCUCAUGCACAUUUAAUAUUAUUAUUAUUAUUAUUAUUAUUAUUUAUUUAUUUCUUAGCAGACGCCCUUACCCAAUAUACUGCAUCAUCUGGCCUGCUUGUAUCCAUAGACAUUACAAACGUGUGCUGAAAGAAAAGAGAUAAGAUUAUUCUUGAACGAUUGCCCUUCCCCCCCCCCCCCCCCCCCCUCCCUCCAACAUUUAGCUGAAAGUAAAAUUUUUACCAUUAAUUUCCGGUUUUUAAUAACCAUGCGCAAAUAAUGCCUGAGGGGAAAUAUUGCGGCUCACUGAAUAGAAAUAACUGCCUAGAAGUAGUUGCUCUGUGCAUUAAUGAUUCAGACAAUUGCUUGCAUCAUCAACGAUGAAGGUUCAGGUGAUGGAGUUCAGCGGUUUCGGAUCAGAUGAGACUCCGCAGUCUGCUUUCCUGUUACGCUACAAUCCAUAUUGCAAGAGCUUGUAACUCAGGCUUUUUUUUGUAUUUGACAUUUUGUAUGGUAUUAUUUCGUGUUGUGUUUUCACACCAAUUUCUUACUUACAGAGAUUAGGUAAAUCCAUUUAUUUUAGUGGAGUGAAAAUGUCACGUGUUUAUAUAUUUUUUAAAUGUAGCGACUGUUAUUCUAGUGUGUUUCACCUACAAAUAUGUUCUUUCAUGAUGUGCUUUUGCACUGCACACUGUAGCUCUAAAGUUUAAUGUUUAUUUUGUGAAAAUAUUUGAAAUGACAAAACAGUGGACAUACUGCAGCAGCGUUGAAUUGUAUUUCACCAGUCAAUAAAUAUGUUAACUGCA
Acipenser ruthenus (sterlet) is the source of this 2033-nucleotide messenger RNA. Its product is annotated as transmembrane protein 272-like. The record is from RefSeq and is a predicted model, not a curated record. The transcript is spliced from 5 exons. Lineage: Eukaryota; Metazoa; Chordata; Actinopteri; Acipenseriformes; Acipenseridae. The coding region runs from base 378 to 941 and encodes 187 amino acids.